Lycium barbarum (goji berry) is the source of this 2279-nucleotide messenger RNA. Its product is annotated as exocyst complex component EXO70C1. Gene Ontology annotation, molecular function: phosphatidylinositol-4,5-bisphosphate binding. NCBI's taxonomy places the organism in Eukaryota, Viridiplantae, Streptophyta, Magnoliopsida, Solanales, Solanaceae. Gene Ontology annotation, biological process: exocytosis. Bases 77 to 2068 code for a protein of 663 amino acids. The record is from RefSeq and is a predicted model, not a curated record. The transcript has a single exon. Gene Ontology annotation, cellular component: exocyst.
UCUCAUUUUUCAUAACUUUACCAUAUUUCUUGUUACAUUUUCCCAAUCCACCUAUCCCUAAUAUAUUAUAGCAAAAAUGGUGAAGAAUCACCUAGAUAAAAAUGGUAGCUUUACAGGCAGUCCGAAACCGCCUCAUUCGGCCACGUCUACCGAUCCAAACUCAAGAAAGAGCAGCCAGGAAGAGUUGGAGCAUCACAAUGAGGAUGUUAAGAAAUUAUCCGAAGAUAUUGAUCGAUUUGUUGAUGAACUUUCCACAUGUCAUGAUAAAUCGAAUCCCCCUGAAGUCCCUGACACGGUUGAGACUUUCUCUAAAAUCAUCGAGUCGAAGAUCAACAAGCACAAUACUUGUGAAAGUUUGGCCACAAAAUUUUGCAAAAUGACAGAGGAGGACAACUUUUUCAUAGAAGCGGUGUCACGUUUAUCCAAGUUGACGAAUUCCUUGAGUGAAUUUCCGUCAGGUUCAACGACCACGAGGUCGUUGAACAGAACAAGCAUGGUCCUGCAAAGGGCCAUGAUGUUCAUGGAAGAAGAUUUGAGAACCUUGUUAGAAGAGAAUUCAAAAGACUCUUCUUCCAAUGUUAAUAAAAUUCACAAACAUUCUUCCUUCAAUUCAAACAGGCUAUUAGUAGAUGGGGAACAAUGUGUAUUGACCCUUUCGGAAUCCAGUGGAGACGAGGAAUAUCCCUCGUUUCCUCAGGACACGGUAACAAGAAUGAACUGCAUCGCCUCUGCCAUGAUCUUAGCUGGCUAUGAAACAGAAUGUUGUCAAGUGUACUCAAUAUCGCGAAGAAAUGCAUUCAGUGAACAAAUGAAAAAGCUCGAAUUCGAGAAGAUAAACAUGGAAGAUGUUCAAAGAAUGCCAUGGGAUUCUUUAGAAGGAGAGAUUACAAGGUGGAUCAGAGUUGUAAAAAGUUGUUCAACAACUCUCUUCCCGGGCGAAAAGAGACUCGGAGACACUGUUUUCUCCAGGUCUCCAACGAUUUCUCAAAGCCUAUUUAGCAACCUUGCCCGCGCGAUUGUCAUUCACCUACUCGACUUUGUUGAGGCUGUGACAAUGACCAAACGCUCUGCGGAGAAGCUCUUCAAAUAUCUAGACAUGUAUGAAGCGAUGCGCGACCUCAUUCCAUCGAUCAACAAGUCGUGUUCCAACGAAUGUGAGAACGAAUUAAAUACCGAGAUUCAAGCUACCACGGACAGGUUAGGGGAAGCAGCGGUGAGCAUAUUUUGCGAUCUGGAAAAUUCCAUUAAAAACGACGUAGCAAGGACACCUGUCCCCGGAGGAGCAGUGCACCCGCUAACGCGUUACGUCAUGAAUUAUUUAAAAUAUGCAUGUGAAUACAAAGUAACCCUAGAGCACAUUUUCCAGCAACAUGUAAAAUCAGAGCAAUCCAAUUCCAAUUCCAGUUCCCCUGCAAAAUUAAAACCAUUCUUGGAGGUAGAAACAGAAAGCGAAAGCCCACACGAAACGGUAGCCGGGACAUCGCCAUUCUCAAUACAACUCGUGACGAUAAUGGACCUUUUGGACACAAAUCUUGUGGCAAAAUCGAACCUGUACAGGGACCCCGCAUUACGCCACAUUUUCCUAAUGAACAACGGAAGGUACAUUUUACAAAAAGUGAAAGGGUCCGCGGAGAUCCACCAAGUGAUGGGCGACACGUGGUGCAGGAGACGAUCAACGAUCGUUAGGCAAUACCACAAGAAUUACCAAAGGGAAACAUGGGGUAAAGUGUUGCAAAUUUUAAGCCAUGACGGUAUGCAAGUGCACGGGAAAGUGGCUAAAACGACAGUUAAAGAGAGGUUCAAGAAUUUCAAUGCGAUGUUCGAUGAAAUCCAUAGGACACAAAGCACUUGGGUUGUAAGUGACGAGCAGCUUCAAUCCGAGCUUCGUGUUUCGAUAUCUGCAUUGGUGAUUCCAGCUUAUAGGUCAUUUUUUGGGAGAUUUAGACAGUAUUUGGACAAUCCAAAGCAAGCAGAGAAGUAUAUAAAGUACCAGCCAGAGGACAUUGAAACAUUGAUUGAUGAUUUCUUUGAUGGUAAUACUACAUCAAUGGCCAGGAGGAAGACAUAGGAAGAGUGAUUGCAAGCAGUAACGCAGAGUUGAGAAUUUUGUAUGACGUAUUAUUACUAUUGUAUUUCGUUUGCCCCUUUUUAUAUUUCAAUCUUCUGAACUUUUUUUCAUACAUGCGAGCUGGACUUGUCUUAGAUUCUUUUUACCGUACCAUACAUUUUUAUGUCUUUUUUAAUUCAUUUGCGAGUUCAUUGCUCGGAUGAUCACUCAA